Molecule: messenger RNA, 740 nt
Organism: Drosophila miranda
Lineage: Eukaryota; Metazoa; Arthropoda; Insecta; Diptera; Drosophilidae
Exons: 3
Coding region: 358-693 (111 amino acids)
Source: RefSeq, a predicted model, not a curated record
UUUAUACAUUACAUAUAUUCAUACUUAGAGGUACUGGUAAUGGCUCUGCUUAAUGAGUAUCAAUUAUAAUGAUUAAUGAUGAUUAAUGCAGAUCCGUGCAGCUCAGGACCUGCACUGCAGUUGAUUUCCAGUGGAUAUUCGUAGUGGUUUCGAGCAUGAACUGCAACUUCUGCGUUUUUCUGGGGCUCAGCCUUUACUUUACCCUAACUUGGAAACUUUUUUCCAAAUUUUUGCCCUGCCUGGUAGAUUGUAUUCAGUUGUGUAAGUGAUAUAUCAUCACUUUAUGAACUGAAAUAAUGUUGCUCACCUUUAGACUCUUGGGAGGAGUACUGUGAAACCUAUUCAUUCGAACAGUCGAUGAUAUUGUUUGCGCUCUACGGCAGUAGUGGAUUCUUGUUGGUAUCUGGCAAUUAUAAGGAACUUCAAGUUUUCUAUAAUUGGCUCAUUGUCACUGCCCACAUAAUUGUCCUAAUGUGUGGUUAUAUUGUCUUUGCAAGGCUCCUAAGGGAUCAUCCGCUAUGGCAGGGAACUCUUAUAUGUGCUGGAACUUUGGUGAGCAGCUUUAUAACAGUCCUCUUACACGUUUUAGUAUGUAAGGACAUCGUAAGAAAUCGUUGGAUAAGGACCAUUUUGGGAGCCAUUAUAGUUCCUUCUGGAUCUGUACGAAAUGAUCGCAAUAAAAUAUAUUCCUAAGCACCCUGUAAAUUUAUGAUAUGUAUCUAUAAAAUGUAAACAUUAAA